This is a messenger RNA of Geodia barretti, 1145 nucleotides long. NCBI's taxonomy places the organism in Eukaryota, Metazoa, Porifera, Demospongiae, Tetractinellida, Geodiidae. The record is from the annotation of a GenBank genome assembly.
AUACCUCAGUGUGUCCGGCGUACAUCAUGGGAGAUGGGAAUAUAGCAAGGACAAUGGUCUCUUUGUCCAGGACUCCCUCAUCAAGUACUGCAUGGUGCUGCCUGAUACUCACUCUCAUGCGAGUUUCAUUCCAAUUGUGCGUACAUUCUCUCAAUAGUGUCCUUUUGGCACAAUCACCACACAAUAAUGUACCAUGUUACAACAGAAGACUCUUAUCUACUGACAUUAUAUAUACUACUCUGAGACUGGACCAGUGGAAAUUGCUGUGACGUUCUCUAGUGCUGUCUGUAACAAAACCACUACCUUGUUGAAGGAGUGUUGACUAGUGUGUACCUGAGGUCGAGGACACUAGUCAUUGAGAGCAGAGACUCGUAUACUGCUAGUCCUGAGAACUACGCUAUUAUCAUAGCCACACCUACUAAAGUGGUGAAUAUGGCAACGGUGGAAUACAAUGUAGUAGAAGUGAGCCCAGGCAGUAAAGUUGGUUGAGACCACAUCCAACACCAUCAUUGAUGAGAAAAAUUACACCAUCACGUGUCCUACCUCUACAAAAAAAACCUAUUGCCACACCUACUGAACCAGAGAGUGUGGAGGAGAGGAGGUGUGAUCCACCAGAGACCCCAGCACCAGCAGCACCAGUACUCGUCUUGAUGUCAUCCCUCCUCUCUAUGAUGACCUCGAUACCCUCUCUAGAGAGAAGGAGAAGCCACCUUCACUGCCAAUGUAUCAUGUGUUGGAAGGACCUAGCUACUCCUAUUGAGUCGGCACCAGACACACAAGGGACUGAGACUUCAGCUCCAGCCAUUGAUAUCCCUGUAUAUUCUGUUGUCAACAAGACUAGAACAGAGCUUCGAAGCCCAUCUCUGAGGACAAGGAGGAGAGUUCUCCAAUCAACAAUGAACCUCAGCAAGAUGCAGAAAGGGACACUUUCUUCAAUAACGUGUAAUUGUAGCAGGUCAGUAUUAUACCAUAGUUACAGGUCAAGACUCAUUUUAGAACUAUAGACUCAGUGAAUCAUCAUAAUCAUCAUUGUAUAUAGCACUCAUUUGAUUUUUACUCCUCAUUUUUUUCACUAGCCAUUUCAUAUUUGUGUAUCACUUUCAGCCUAAGCAAGCUGGUCCUGAUACAUGGUUGUUGUGGCUUUG